Molecule: messenger RNA, 792 nt
Organism: Exophiala mesophila
Lineage: Eukaryota; Fungi; Ascomycota; Eurotiomycetes; Chaetothyriales; Herpotrichiellaceae
Exons: 1
Coding region: 1-792 (263 amino acids)
Source: RefSeq, a predicted model, not a curated record
AUGACUGCUCUUUCCAUUGCAUCCCAAGGAACUAAGGGCCAACCCUCGAAGGCUGGAUCAGGCCGUCCUAUUUCAUCGGCGCGAACUUCAAACAUGUCAAUGCUAUCAUCCAACUCGUCUCGUUUCAAGAGUCGGAUUCCUCGCCCUACCUCUCAGGUGAUUGACCAAAAUCACACUUCAAGCACUGGUGCUCCCAGUCGUCCCCGUAGUGAGAAUGCGACGAACAAAUCAUCACUGCGCAAUCCCAGCCCAGUGACAUCUAAUCAGGUGAAAUCAGCAGCACACGAUCGACGAAUUUCUCCAGAUUGUCCUAAAUCCACUUCUCAGGUCAGUCGUUUCCCCCCACCAUCUUCCAAAGCAGAAGCUUCAAAUCGAAGUCACGCUCCUUCGCAGACCAAUGGAACUAUCAGAUCAUAUUCCACCAAACACUUAAAGAUUCCUACUCCGAUGGGCACAAGUAGCAUUGCUACUACUUCACUCCCUCCUCCCAAGGUCAAGGAAGUUCCCAUUCCCGGAAGUAGUCAACAUCUGAACAAUGGAGGUAAGUCACCCCAUUCAGUGGGCACCCACCAACUCAAGUCAGAGACUGAGAAAUCACAACAGAACGCUACCGUGGAGGAAGCCGGAGAAGUGACAGAUUCCCAGCAGGAGCAGGAAGUUCCGCCAUCAGGUGCGGCAAAAUCGAAGGACAGUGCAGUUAAGGACAAGGCAGGUGGUUCGAAGAGAUCCAAGAAGAAGUCGCGCGUGUCGAAGCGAACUAUCAAGAUGUUGAGAUGGUUUGCUUAUACUUGA